Molecule: messenger RNA, 4172 nt
Organism: Pleuronectes platessa (European plaice)
Lineage: Eukaryota; Metazoa; Chordata; Actinopteri; Pleuronectiformes; Pleuronectidae
Gene: tert
Product: telomerase reverse transcriptase
Exons: 16
Coding region: 83-3505 (1140 amino acids)
Biological process (GO): telomere maintenance via telomerase
Cellular component (GO): telomerase catalytic core complex
Molecular function (GO): telomerase RNA binding; telomeric repeat DNA binding
Source: RefSeq, a predicted model, not a curated record
GUCAACUUGGCCAGUACGAAUAGAUGAUUUCACAGACCCACCUGCCCUGAGUGAGGGACACAGGCGGGUUAAUAAGGUCGGUAUGUCGGCCACUGACAUGUCCGCGGUGCUUGACAUCCUGCGCUCACUUUACCUGCACAUCCAGACUCUGGAGGAGUUCGCGGACAGCCUCGUGUUCCGAGAGGGACAGGGGGCGGUGCUGGUGGAGCCGACUGACAGCGACCGCUUCAAGUCCUUCGUCCUGACUGUUUACGUCUGUUCUGACAAGGAGCUAAAGCAAAUACCGAGCUGCAGCCAGAUCUGCUCUCUGCCUGAACUCUUGGCCUUCGUUCUCAAUAGUGUGAAAAGGAAAAGGAAAAGGAACGUCUUGGCACACGGCUACAAUUUUCGCUCGGUUGCUCAGGAGGAGCGGGAUGCAGACCACUUUAAAUUCCAAGGAGAUAUAACUCAAAGUGCCGCUUACAUCCAUGGCAGCGACUUGUGGAAGAAGGUCACGGGACGUCUCGGCACGGACAUCACACGGUACCUGCUGGAGAGCUGCUCUGUGUUCGUGGCAGUGCCCCCUUCAUGUGUUUUCCAGGUGAGUGGCCCUCCUGUGUAUGACAGGGUCUCCAUGGCUACUGCCGCCCCCAGGUUUUAUCUCCAGCCUCGUCGUAACGGUACCCAGACUGGAAGGUAUCAAGAGUCUGUGACCUUGAAAAAGAGACGCCAAGUUGACAACCGAACAGUCAGUAAGAUGAGGAACAGAGCAGAUGUGAAAGGGAACAGGGGGAAAAGAAAGAGAGAAACUGAUCAGAAGGAUGGCGAGGAGGUAAUGUCAUGUUUAGGAAAGAGAAGACGAGCAAGACAGCAAAAACAAGCACGAGACAUCCAUCAGGUAUGUACUGAGACAGUGGAGGAAGAGCAGCCCAUAUCUGUGGAACGAGCAUCUUCUGUGAAGGCCUUGGAAGACGGUGGUACUGGAUCUAAACAGCCUGUUGACGUUCACACAACAAUAAGCUCCUUGGAGGGAGGUCCCAGUUGGAGAUCAGGGUUUUUUCCCCCAUUACCUCCCUCGCAGUGUUUUAUUCGCACACUGGGAAUCCUGUAUGGGGGAAGGGGAAUGCGUAGCUUCCUUCUCAACAGGAAAAAGAAGAGUGGCGUGGGAUCUAGGAGGCUACAAGGAAGAGAUCUGGUGAGAAUAGUCUUCUUUGAGGGACUGGCUUAUCUGAACGGGCUUGAGAGGAAUCCAAAGAAACUUCCCCGGCGCUUUUUCAACAUGGUUCCCCUGUUCAGGCAGCUGCUGUGUCAACACAGGAGAUGUCCGUACAGCAGAAUACUGCAGAGGACGUGUCCACUGCUGGAGGAGAGAAAGGCAGGCCAGGAAGAACUGAUCUCCCUCCUGCCUCAACGCUGUGCACCUCAUAGGGUCUACCUGUUUGUCAGGGAGUGUCUCUCCGCUGUGAUUCCGCGUGAGCUGUGGGGCUCCGACCACAACCGACUUCAUUUCUUCGCAAGGGUCAGGGGCUUCCUGCGCAGCGGCAAGUUUGAGAGGCUCUCAUUGGCGGAACUGCUGUGGAAGAUGAAGGUGAAUGACUGUGAUUGGUUGAAGAUCAGUAAGACAGGCAGGGUCCCUCCCAGUGAGCUCUCAUACCGGACACGGGUCCUGGGUCAGUUCUUGGCUUGGGCUCUGGAUGGCUUUGUUGUAAGCCUCGUCCGAGCCUCCUUCUAUGUCACGGAGAGCAUGGGACAGAAGAAUGCCCUCAGGUUCUACAGACAGGAAGUUUGGGCCAAACUGCAGGAUCUGGCCUUCAGAGGUCACCUUGCCAAGGGUCAGAUGGAAGAGUUGACGCCGACACAGGUUGCCUCCCUCCCCAAAGCUACGGUGAUCUCCCGCCUUCGCUUCAUUCCCAAGACUGACGGCAUGAGGCCGAUCACGCGAGUCAUAGGAGCUGAUGCUAAAACUAGGCUUUACCAAAGUCGUGUCCGGGACUUGCAGGAUAUGCUGCAGGCCUGUGCGCGCUGCACUCCCUCUCUCCUGGGCUGCACGGUCUGGGGCAUGACGGACAUUCACAAGGUUUUGAGCUCUCUGGCUGUAGCGCAGAAGGACAAGCCACAGCCCCUCUACUUCGUGAAGGUGGAUGUGAGUGGGGCCUAUGAGAGUCUGCCUCAUGACAAACUCAUUGAGGUGGUUGGCCAGGUGCUCUCAACUGACCAUGAUGAACUCUUUACCACCCGCCGCUACGCCAAGAUCUGGGUCGAUUCCCAUGAAGGCCUGAAAAAGACCUUUGUCAGACAGGCAGAUUUCCUGGAGGACAACAUAGGAUCCACCAACAUGAAGGGGUUUGUGACGUCAAUGCAGAAAAAAGGGAAAGUCCAUCAUGCCAUUCUGGUGGAGCAGCUUUUUACUUCAGAUCUUCACAGCAAAGAAGUGUCACAGUUCUUCACCCAAAUGCUAACUGCCAGUGUCGUUCAGUUUGGCAAAAAGACAUACCGUCAGUGCAGAGGGAUUCCUCAGGGAUCCGUUGUGUCCAGUCUGCUCUGCUGUCUCUGCUACGGUCACAUGGAGAAUGUCCUGUUCAAAGAUGUUUCUAAAAACAAAGGUUGUCUGAUGAGACUGGUGGAUGACUUCCUUCUCAUCACCCCAGACUUGCAUGAAGCACAAAACUUCCUCAAGAUCCUUCUGGCUGGUGUACCACAGUAUGGUCUAGUGGUCAACCCACAGAAGGUGGUGCUCAACUUCCAAGCAUCAGGAAGCACUGACUCUUGUCCCGACAUCCGAGUGCUUCCCCCUCACUGCCUCUUCCCCUGGUGUGGACUGCUGCUGGACACGCACUCUCUCGACGUCCACAAAGACUAUUCCAGCUAUGCAGGCCUGUCUCUGCGCUACAGCCUCUCUUUGGGCUCUUUCCACUCAGCCGGACAGCAAAUGAAGAGGAAACUGAUGUCAAUCCUCAGACUCAAAUGCCACGCCCUGUUCUUGGACCUGAAGACCAAUUCUCUUGAGGCAGUCUACAACAACGUCUACAAGCUGGUGCUGCUUCAUGCAUGCAGGUUCCAUGUGUGUGCCCAGAGUUUGCCCUUUGGCCAGAGGGUUGAUAAGAACCCUGAAUACUUCCUGAAAAUGAUAUGGGACAUGGCUAAGUACGGCAAUCAUCUCAUCAGGCACAGCAACAAAGGCAACAGUUCCUGCUUUAUACCAUUCAUCUUGGAAAGUCAAUAUAAACAAUCUGAAGUCACACAUUUGAAUCAUUUUCUUUCCUUCUUGCUUCUCAUGUCUCCAGGUCUGAAUUUAGGCAGUAAGGCUCAGACGGGAGUUGUGCAGUAUGAAGCAGUGGAGUUGAUUUUCUGUCUCUGCUUCCUGCUGGUGCUGUCCCAGCAUCGUCCUCUGUACAAGGAUCUGCUCACACGCCUGCACAAACGGAAGCGCAGUCUGGAGCGGCGCCUGGGGGACAUGAGGUUGGCCAGAGUCCGACAGGCCUCUAACCCCAGGACUCCAGUUGACUUCCUGGCCAUCCACAUGUAGAUGCUUGCUCGAGUUACAGCUCCCAGAAACUAAGACACCCUCAGCAGCUCAAAGGUUUCAAGAGAGUGAGAUGAGCAGUGUGUUGAAAUCAGUCAUUCGGAUUAUCUGACCUGUCGUCGUGCCAAAACAAAUAUGAUAAAUCUGUUACAGUGGCUGGCAACAGGGAGCGAAAGAAGCUCUUAGUCACGUUAUAUCAAACACUUAAAUGAUAAAGUAAAGUCAUAAACACACCCAACAAAACAAUAACCUCCACAACAAUAUGAUGAUUCAAAUUUCUCGAGCUACUGUAGCACACCUGGUCUCAACUUUGAGCUGUUUCUUUCUCUGGACUUUGAUUUACACUUUGCUGUAGUUUUCCACGGAAAAACACUUGACAUGACUUUGAAAAAUAAUUGAAAUGAAAAUCAACCCACAGAAAACCUGUCAGCCAUUACAGGGAGUUAAAUAAGUUCUGCACAAUAUGGUGAUGAAGCAGUUCUUUACACUGCAGCGUUUGUUUUCAAAUGGAAGGUUUUGUUAAUGUUGAAGAAGAGACGAUAUUUUGUGUUUCAGUUUGAUGUGGUACACUGAAUGUUAUCGAGCUCAUGUGCAUUUACUGUGUAAUGUGCAUGAUGUGAACAACAAAGUAAAGAAUAUGGAUGUUCAAUAAAUCCGGUUUUGUUUUGGA